Myotis myotis is the source of this 1045-nucleotide messenger RNA. RefSeq names its product exosome component 1 (gene EXOSC1). NCBI's taxonomy places the organism in Eukaryota, Metazoa, Chordata, Mammalia, Chiroptera, Vespertilionidae. Gene Ontology annotation, molecular function: RNA binding. The record is from RefSeq and is a predicted model, not a curated record. The transcript is spliced from 8 exons. Bases 132 to 719 code for a protein of 195 amino acids. Gene Ontology annotation, biological process: RNA processing. Gene Ontology annotation, cellular component: cytoplasm; nuclear exosome (RNase complex).
CCUUCAGGAAGGCGCUGCGGGUCACGUGACAAACGCACCAAUUGGCGCGUUUCUUAUUGAGGCACUGCACCCGUGUUUUGGCCAAUGAGAGUCCGUUUUCGUUUUCCUCCGGGCUUUGCGUAGUGGCUGUGAUGGCGCCACCCGUGAGGUACUGCAUCCCGGGCGAACGUCUGUGUAACUUGGAGGAGGGCAGCCCAGGCAGCGGCACCUACACCCGGCAUGGCUACAUCUUUUCGUCUCUUGCUGGCUGCAUGACGAAGAGCUGCGAGAACGGCGCGCUUCCUGUUGUGUCUGUGAUGAGAGAAACAGAGUCCCAGUUACUGCCAGAUGUGGGAGCUAUUGUAACCUGUAAGGUCUCUAGCAUAAAUUCACGCUUUGCCAAAGUACACAUCCUGUAUGUGGGGUCCACACCACUUAAGAACUCUUUUCGAGGAACUAUCCGCAAGGAAGAUGUCCGAGCUACUGAAAAAGACAAGGUUGAAAUUUAUAAGAGUUUUCGCCCAGGUGACAUUGUAUUGGCCAAAGUGAUCUCCCUAGGCGAUGCACAGUCCAACUACCUCCUGACCACUGCCGAGAAUGAACUAGGAGUGGUGGUGGCCCACAGUGAGUCAGGUGUCCAGAUGGUUCCCAUCAGCUGGUGUGAGAUGCAGUGCCCGAAGACCCAUACUAAAGAAUUCCGGAAAGUGGCCCGAGUGCAGCCCGAGUUCUUGCAGACAUAGGAAGCUACAUUUUACCCCAAGGAGGGGUAAGCUGUUUCCAGGAGUACAUGCUAUGAAAGUCACAACAAGGUGCCAUUGUUUUAUUCACAUUCCUGGGAUCAGGCAACAACCAGCUCUAGAAGUGUCUGCCAGAAACUAACUCUGAAGGUGGAAUAUUUUUCUUGUGAACCUUUCAGUGGAUUUCAUUCUCCAGUGACAAAUAUUUCCUUUGGAGUCUACAUAAGCCAACUGUACAAUGUUGGAGAUAGCCUAUUCCUUCUGACAGUCUUAUAAAUACAUAAUUUUGCUGUGACACGAAACAUUUUUAUUAAAAAUAUUUUAUGGUU